GUCUGAUCGCAUGCCAAAAAUUGAUUUAAGCAAAAUCAAAAAGACGGAUUUAGACUUCAUAAAGCAAAUAGAAAAACAAAAUCAAGAGAGAGUGCUGAAAUUAAAAAAGCUUAGAAGGACCAAUUUGCUUACUGCUGGGUUGUUAACGGCUGGUAUUAUCAGUAUAUAUGGGUAUUCCAUGUAUGCUGUGAGACAAGAGAGUUUUCUAGACGACUUUGAUGAACCGGCUAAAACUACUCAAUAAUGGCUGCAAAUGUACAACAUAUUCGUUUGCCCCCUUUACCUACUAUUAGAGAUUUAGUUAAGUUAUAUCGUCUUCGAGCUCUUAGACAAUUAUCACAGAAUUUUUUAAUGGAUGAAAGAAUCACUGAUAAAAUCAUACGGGCUGCUGGCCCUUUAACAAAUCACUAUGUUUGUGAAAUUGGACCUGGACCUGGAGGUAUUACCAGAUCAAUCCUCAAAAGGAACCCCAGAAAACUUAUUGUAGUUGAAAAAGAUCCAAGAUUUCUUCCAACUUUAGAGUUAUUACAGGAGUGCAGUAAGGAUGUUACUGAUAUGAAAAUAGAGAUUGCUGAUAUAAGAACAUAUGAUCUUCAGAAGGGUUUUGAAGGAGCACCUAAAAUGGAAUGGCAGCAUGCUCCUCCUCCUGUUCAUUUAAUAGGGAACCUCCCUUUUAGUGUUUCUACGAACUUAAUUAUUCGAUACUUACAGUCAGUGUCAGAAAAAACAUCAGCUUGGCACUAUGGUAGGUCAUCAAUGACCCUAACAUUUCAAAAAGAAGUGGGAGAAAGAAUGGUAGCUCCCAUAAUGGACAAACAGAGAUGUCGUCUGUCUGUUAUAUGUCAGAUGUGGUGUGAUGUUCAGUAUAAAUUUACCAUCCCUGGUAGAGCCUUUGUACCUAAACCUGAUGUUGAUGUCGCUGUUAUGACUCUCGUGCCUUUAAAAUAUCCUUUGGUGAAACUUCCUUUUAAACUGGUCGAGAAAGUGCUCAGAAAUAUAUUUAAUAUGAGACAAAAGUAUUGCAUCAGAGGUGCAGAGAGGUUAUUUCCUGAAGACAGAAGGAACGAAUUGGGUAAUAAACUUUUACAAUUAGCCGAAGUGGAUCCCACAACCAGACCUUUUCAGAUAAGUAAUGAAGAAUUUGUUAGGAUAUUUUAUGCUUAUAACUUACUGUGUGAAGAAAAUCCAGGACUUGAGAAUUAUGAUUCUAGAGCACCAAAAAGGAAAUUGUUAGAGGAGCCCGAAGAGUAGUUAGACGAUAGGUUUAAUAUGUUCAUUUUGAAUAAAUUUUAGUUGUU
Molecule: messenger RNA, 1298 nt
Organism: Diabrotica balteata
Lineage: Eukaryota; Metazoa; Arthropoda; Insecta; Coleoptera; Chrysomelidae
Source: the annotation of a GenBank genome assembly